Molecule: messenger RNA, 639 nt
Organism: Tinamus guttatus (white-throated tinamou)
Lineage: Eukaryota; Metazoa; Chordata; Aves; Tinamiformes; Tinamidae
Source: RefSeq, a predicted model, not a curated record
AUGUCCUCCCGCAGCAGCAGCCUCUAUGAGGAGCUUCGGAAGGUCGAGGGCAUCACCGUGGCCAACCAGCAGUUUGCGGAGAGCGUCAGCGAGCCCGGCAAGGCCUUCCUGGACGCCGCCUUCGACGGCAUCCUGGGGCUGGGCUACCCCUCACUGGCCGUGGACGGCGUCACCCCGGUCUUCGACAACAUGAUAGCGCAAAACCUGGUGGAGCAGCCCAUGUUCUCCGUCUACAUGAGCUCGAAACCGGACUCCGCGGAUGGAGGGGAGCUGCUUUUCGGGGGCUUCGACCCGUCCCGCUUCGUGGGCACCCUGCAGUGGGUGCCGGUCACCCAGCAGGGCUACUGGCAGAUCCGGAUCGACGCCAUCCAGGUGGGCGGCACGCCGGCGUUCUGCUCCGGCGGCUGCCAGGCCAUCGUGGACACCGGCACGUCGCUGCUCACCGGGCCCAGCAGGGACAUCAAAGAAAUGCACCGAUACAUCGGGGCCACGUACCUGGAUGGGGAGUACACCGUGGACUGCAGCACCCUGAGGCCCCAGCCGCGUCUCGUGGCCAGCCCGGGCGUUGCGAGAGCUUCGCCCGUGUCUCACAGUCACAGUCACGUCCUCAGAGCCCCGCUUUGCCCCCGGAAUCGCUGA